This is a messenger RNA of Carassius carassius (crucian carp), 875 nucleotides long. It is a transcript of the gene npm2a, whose product is annotated as nucleophosmin/nucleoplasmin, 2a. The record is from RefSeq and is a predicted model, not a curated record. Bases 130 to 591 code for a protein of 153 amino acids. Gene Ontology annotation, molecular function: chromatin binding; histone binding; RNA binding. NCBI's taxonomy places the organism in Eukaryota, Metazoa, Chordata, Actinopteri, Cypriniformes, Cyprinidae. Gene Ontology annotation, cellular component: nucleoplasm; nucleolus; cytoplasm. The transcript has 6 exons. Gene Ontology annotation, biological process: chromatin remodeling.
GGCGCGCCAUCUGGUGUCUGAAGAAGCGCGUCACGCGCACCGGAAAAACACCUGAAGUUCAUUAUCAACCGAUCCAAUUUAUCAGCUAUCUGCGUGCAGUGUUUUUCCUCGCUAUUUACAGCAGCGUUCAUGCUCUCUGAAAUGACCAGCUGUUUCAUCGAAGAUGACUCUGUAGCUUCAAUCAGUCUGUCUGAAUUCUCCAGCUCCUCAUCUGUGUCUGACAGAGCAUGUGUUCACUGGGGUUGUGUGCUCAGUGGCUCGGAGACCACAGCUGUCUUUCAAGCAGAAAAUGACCUUCUGGAGAACCAGUUUUUCAUCAAAACGAUAUGUCUUAGUGAGGAGGCAGGAGACGAGAUGCAUAUAGUGGCCGUCUGUGACGGUGUCGGAGCUUCCAAACCAUUGCCCAUUGCCACCCUCCGCCACUGUAUGCCAAUGAUCAGUUUUCCUGGUUUGGAGCUUAUUCCCCCCGUCACCUUUAAACUGUGCUCGGGUAAAGGACCUGUGUUCAUCUCUGCUCAGCAUAUAACAUUGAAUCCCAUUGAGCUGACUGACAGGGAGGAGGAGGAUGAUGAGGAUGAAAGCUUAUUUUGACCCUUUGAAAAAUAUUGGGCGGUGAUUGUGCCAGUAUUUGUUACCGAAGCAUCACAGUGUUUGUCAACAUUAAAAACUAUUACUUAGUGUUUUAAUGCUAAUGGAAGACAGAGUAAUAAAAUACGAGUCUUAAAGUGUAAAUAAUACCACACAAUUUUAUUGGAUGUAGCCUAUUUUUCCUUAUAUGUAGACUGAGAUGCAUACCUAUUUGUACACAAAAUGUUUAAUAAAACAUGCAUUUGACUUGAAGUGUGAAAUAAAGUAUAUACAGUACUGCUGGUAAA